This is a messenger RNA of Arctia plantaginis, 570 nucleotides long. Lineage: Eukaryota; Metazoa; Arthropoda; Insecta; Lepidoptera; Erebidae. The record is from the annotation of a GenBank genome assembly.
AUGAAGAUGUGGGACGUCAUAAUGGUCAUGAUGUAUUUGCCUAUCGUGGCAACUUUAAUACCUAUCGAGUUUCUCGCCCCGGUUGCGCUAGCAACGGUAGUGCUCACUGGAAAACCUCCCGGUGGUUACUCUUACAAUCGCUUCAGAGGGCCAGUGAGCGGUCAAAUAGUGGAGGUGCAAGUACCAGCCGCGGAAGGCAUAGCAGCACAACAACAUGCCGACUAUGGUUAUGACCACCAAUCAGGGCAGAUUCAUCCAGAUACUGCCAAAUAUGCGCACUUAAAGACGGUGGAUUACGUGGCUAAACCCGAUUACCAUUACGCAUAUGGAGUAGAAGAUCCGCACACCGGAAAUCUACAGAAUCAUAAAGAACAGCGUGAUGGAGACGUUGUUCGUGGUGAAUACUCCCUCGUCGAGCCAGACGGCUCGGUGCGUCUUGUGCGGUAUACCGCAGACCCUAAAAAUGGAUUCCAGGCAACGGUGCAUAAAAGCGCCGGCGGUCAGACACAACAGCAGCCCAUUCAAUACGGUCACGUAAAACGUGAAGAAGAUGACUCUGGUGAAUACUAG